This is a messenger RNA of Lepus europaeus (European hare), 1124 nucleotides long. RefSeq names its product tubulin polyglutamylase complex subunit 1 (gene TPGS1). The record is from RefSeq and is a predicted model, not a curated record. NCBI's taxonomy places the organism in Eukaryota, Metazoa, Chordata, Mammalia, Lagomorpha, Leporidae. Bases 1 to 909 code for a protein of 302 amino acids. Gene Ontology annotation, molecular function: microtubule binding. The transcript is spliced from 2 exons. Gene Ontology annotation, biological process: protein polyglutamylation.
AUGGCAGUGCUUCCGGUCCCGCUGCCCUCCGCGACCAUGGCGGCGGUGGAGAAGCGGCGGCCGGCGGCAUCGACGGCCAGUUUCACGGACAGCGGCCGGCCAUCGGUGUCCCGCGCGGCGGCGGCGGCCGAGAGCGAGGAGGACUUUCUGCGGCAGGUCGGCGUGACGGAGAUGCUGCGCGCGGCCCUGCUGAAAGUGCUGGAGGCGCGGCCCGAGGAGCCCAUCGCCUUCCUGGCGCACUACUUCGAGAACAUGGGCCUGCGCUCGCCUACGAACGGCGGCGCCGGGGAGCCUCCGGGCCAGCUCCUGCUGCAGCAGCAGCGCCUAGGCCGCGCGCUAUGGCACCUUCGCCUGGCUCACCACUCGCAGAGGACCGCCUUCAACAACAACGUGAGCGUGGCCUACGACUGCCUGAGCGCCAGCGGGCGCAGGAAGCGGCCGGGGCUGGACGGGCGCACCUACAGCGAGCUGCUGCGGCGCAUCUGCCGGGACAGCGCGGCGCCCGAGGAGGCGGUGGCGCCGCUGCUGCGGAAGAUCCAGUGCCGCGAGCACGAGGCCGUGCCGCUCGGCGUGUUCCGCGCCGGCAUGCUCGCCUGCUUCGUGCUGCUGGAGUUCGUGGCGCAGGCGGGCGCCCUGUUCCGGCUGCUGGAGGACCCGGCGCUGGCCGUGGCGGACCGCCGCGUGGGCCAGGCCGUGCUGGACACCCUGGAGGGGGCGCUGAGCGCCGGCGAUGGCAGCCCCGCGCCCGCGCACUACCUGGAGGCCGGUUCGCGCCUGGGGCCCGACAGCCUGGCCCUGGCCAUGGACCGGGCCGCCGCGGGCAGGCGGCCCAGCUCCCCCAUGACCCGGGACGAGUUCCUGGAGAAGGCGGCCGCGCUCUUCAUCGCCAAGGUGAAGCCGGUGAGCUGAGGCCCCAGUUCAGCCCAGCUCCCUGCCCCUGCCGGGCCGGCCCCGCUGCUCCCCAGGGGGAACCAGGGCUGAGGACCGGCACUCGGUGCAUCUGGCCCGAGACCCCCAGCCCCCCAGGAAGUGGACGCUGGCUCCCAACAGACCUUGGCUGUUCCCUGCUGGUCCCGCCCCACCGGCCCAGGACCCUGCUAGCUCUAAUAAAACCCCCUGGAGGC